ACAUCCGGGAACGCCAGCAGCCGGCUGAGGGCUGCAUAAUUGGUGGAGGGCCGGGCGCGGUGAGAGCGCCUCGUGGGAAUAGGGCAAGGCGGCCGGGCCCCUCCCAUUCCGCCUUUUCUUCAGCGCCCUGCCGGCCGCACUGACUGCGGGCGCCGGGCCACCGGCGAGUGUGUGCAGGGACUCCGGACACCCGCGGCAGCGAGGUGAGGGCGCAGUCUCCACGAGGACCGAGGCGGACCCUCCGGCGCCAUGCGCGCCCUCCCCGGCCUGUUGGCGGCCAGGGCGCCUACGCCGCGGUUGCUCCUCCUCCUUCAGUGCCUUCUCUCCACCGCGCGCCCAAGCUCGGCGGACGGCAGUGCCCUAGAUUCGCCUUUUACAAGUCUACCUCUCAGAGAAGAAAUGAUGGCAAAUAACUUUUCCUCGGAGAGUCAUAACAUAUCACUGACUGAACAUUCUAGUAUGCCAGUAGAAAAAAAUAUCACUUUAGAAAGGCCUUCUAAUGUAAAUCUCACAUGCCAGUUCACGACAUCUGGGGAUUUGAAUGCAGUAAAUGUGACGUGGAAAAAAGACAGUGAAGAACUUGAGAAUAAUUAUCUUGUCAGUGCAACAGGAAGCACCUUGUAUACCCAAUACAGGUUCACCAUCAUUAAUAGCAAACAAAUGGGAAGUUAUUCUUGUUUCUUUCGGGAGGAAAAGGAACAAAGGGGAACAUUUAAUUUCAAAGUCCCUGAACUUCAUGGGAAAAACAAGCCAUUGAUCUCUUAUGUAGGGGAUUCUACUGUCUUGACAUGUAAAUGUCAAAAUUGUUUUCCUUUAAAUUGGACCUGGUACAGUACUAAUGGGAGUAUAAAGGUUCCUGUUGGUGUUCAAAUGAAUAAAUAUGUGAUCAAUGGAACAUAUGCUAAUGAAACAAAGCUGAAGAUAACACAACUUUUGGAGGAAGAUGGGGGAUCUUACUGGUGCCAUGCACUAUUCCAAUUAGGCGAGAGCGAAGAACACAUUGAGCUUGUGGUGCUGAGCUAUUUGGUGCCCCUCAAACCAUUUCUUGCAAUAGUGGCUGAGGUGGUUCUUUUAGUGGCCACCAUUCUGCUUUGUGAAAAGUACACACAAAAGAAAAAGAAGCACUCAGAUGAGGGGAAAGAAUUUGAGCAGAUUGAACAGCUGAAAUCAGAUGAUAGCAAUGGUAUAGAAAAUAAUGUCCCCAGGCAUAGAAAAAAUGAAUCUCUGGGCCAGUGAAUGCAAAACCUCAUGUCAAGAAUCAUUGGAAGAUAUACAGAGUUUGUAUUCCAGCUUUGUUUAUCCUUCCUGUUAAGAACCUCUGAGUUUUUGGUUUUAAAAGGAUGAAAAGCUUAUGCAACAUGCUCAGCAGGAGCUUCAUCAAUAAUACAUGCUAUCUCAGAUCUAAAGGCAUAUUUUCAUUCUGUAAUUAUGUUACAUAAAAGCAAUGUAAAUCAGAAUAAAUAUGUUAGACCAGAAUAAAAUUAAUUAUAUUCUGGUCUUCAGAGGAUGCACGGAACAGAUAUCAGCAGAAUCACUUAAUACUUCAUAGAACAAAAAUCACUCAAAACCUGUUUAUAACCAAAGAAUUCAUGAAAAA
Piliocolobus tephrosceles (Ugandan red Colobus) is the source of this 1597-nucleotide messenger RNA. It is a transcript of the gene EMB, whose product is annotated as embigin. NCBI's taxonomy places the organism in Eukaryota, Metazoa, Chordata, Mammalia, Primates, Cercopithecidae. Gene Ontology annotation, cellular component: plasma membrane; axon. Gene Ontology annotation, biological process: dendrite self-avoidance; homophilic cell-cell adhesion; axon guidance. The record is from RefSeq and is a predicted model, not a curated record. Gene Ontology annotation, molecular function: cell-cell adhesion mediator activity. Bases 250 to 1236 code for a protein of 328 amino acids. The transcript is spliced from 9 exons.